AUGAAUACCCAUUUCUUUCAAAACAAUCAACAGCAAAGUGGAGCGUUCCAGACUAUACCUUCCUCCCAAACAACAGGAAUUUCAAAUUUCAACAAAAAUGUACCAAUGAACAUGUACCAAUAUCAGCAUAACCAAGUUAAUCCAGAUGCCAUUCUUGGAGAUAUAUCCUUCAAUUCGAACGCUCGAGGAAGUAAAAAUGAUGUCUUAUCUAUAAAAGAGACUCAGCUAUCAUCCUUGCAGAUCGAGAUGGAUCAUUUGAAAAGCAUAUUAAAAGAGCGAGUACAAGAACAACAGAAGAGUGUUGACGAUCCUAACUCCCAUGAGCUUCUGAAUGUAACAAAUCAUGAACUAUUAUUUACAAGACUGAACUCAUUAUUACAAGAUAAAGAAAGAGAAAUUAAGGAUAUACGAUUCAAAUACGAAAGUAUGUUGACAGCUCUGGCUUUAGACCCGGCCAAUCCUAUGAAAUCAUAUGGUCAACUAGAUGUCGAGAUGAUUUCUCAAAAGAUGGUUACUCAAUUAGAAACAUUAACGAAAGAAAAUCAAGAAAUGUCGAAGUUAUUGAAUUUUGAAGUCUCCAAAUCCAAAAACAUUGAGUUAAACCUAGUUAGGAAAGAAAAUGACGAACUACGGAAGAGACUUAAUCAAUUAGAAAGAGAGGCCAAAGCAUCAACGUAA
Messenger RNA from Naumovozyma castellii, 678 nucleotides. RefSeq lists its product as uncharacterized. Bases 1 to 678 code for a protein of 225 amino acids. The transcript has a single exon. The record is from RefSeq and is a predicted model, not a curated record. Lineage: Eukaryota; Fungi; Ascomycota; Saccharomycetes; Saccharomycetales; Saccharomycetaceae.